UUAAAGUGGCUUGUUCCCACUUGCUGCCAUGUUGGAUGUACGCAUCGCUGCUGCAGCUCCUGGAGUACUCUAAUGAAAGUUGAACGUUUAUUCUUCUCCAGAGACCAACUGGGUCCUUAUUUUUUGGGUUAUUAGUCAAGGCAUUCGUUUAAGGUGAUUUCUCGAGCGGGAGUGAGCCGGGGUAACACACCUGUCCCCCUCCGCCCUCCAGCCCGGAGUCGCACUCACUCAGCGGAGAUGAUCCGGUUGCAGGCCACAGCGACCGGAGCCCGCAUGGAUUUUCUGUAAUUAGUAGUGUUUGCUGAGCCCCUCCGGGAAUAACUGCAGUGUUUCGGGUUUAUUUUGAAGACUCUGAAGCCAUGAAUAGCCACCCGCCGCCCCGCAGGGCUGUGAACGUCGGCUCCAUCCUCUUGACCCCGCAGGAGAACGAGUGUCUGUUCGGCUACCUGGGCAGGAAAUGUGCUACUCUGUGCUCAGCGGUGGUCCAGGUAUACACAGCUGAUCGGAGCUGCAGCUGGGUGAAGAGAUGCUGUGGAGUCGCCUGUCUGGUCAAAGACAACCCACAGAGGUCUUACUUCAUUAGAGUGUUUGAUAUUAAGGAAGGUAAAACCAUGUUUGAACAGGAACUGUACCACAACUUUUCCAUCAGUAGCUCCAGAUCCUACUUCAUCUCUUUUGCAGGAGAUACGUGUCAGAUUGGCCUGAACUUUGCCAGUGAAGAAGAAGCAAAGAGAUUCAGAGUCGCAAUCAAUGACCUGCUGAACCGACGACAGCGCAAAACAGAGAAAAGGGGUGAUCCUAAAAAUGGUCCCGCUCUGCCCAUGGCCACAGUGGACAUCAAGAACCCAGAGAUCAACAACGUCCGCUUCCACAACUCCCACAGCCACCAGCAGCCAUACCACCUCAACAACAUGCUGAGCCACAGCGGCCUGAACAGGAAGGACAAGAAAACCAAAGGCAAGAAGAAGAAGCUGACCAAAGCGGACAUCGGCACACCCAGCAACUUCCAGCACAUCGGCCACGUGGGCUGGGAUCCUAACACAGGUUUUGAUCUGAACAACCUGGACCCUGAGCUGAAGAACCUGUUCGACAUGUGCGGCAUCUCCGAGGCUCAGCUGAAGGACCGAGAGACGUCGAAGGUCAUCUAUGACUUCAUCGAGAAGAAGGGAGGCGUAGAAGCCGUGAAGAAUGAGCUGAGGAGGCAGGCGCCUCCUCCACCCCCUUUUCGCAGCGGCCCUCCUCCUCCUCCACCCCCCCACAGUUCAGCUCCACCCCCUCCUCCUCCCCCAUCAAGAGGAGGCCGAGGAGCCCCUCCUCCUCCUCCCCCUCCUCCAUCUCGGGCACCUGCUUCAGCUCCGCCUCCCCCACCUCCCUCCAGACCAGGAACUCUGGGUGCUCCACCUCCGCCGCCUCCCCCCACCAGAGGUCACCAGCCCACUCCCCCUCCCCACCACCACCACCAUCAUCACCACCAGCCCCCCCCACCCCCUCCUCCAUCACACGCAUCUGUCACCCCUCAAGCUCCGCCCCCUCCACCUCCUCCAGUAGCCCAGCAGUCUCCACCAGGCGGCGGUACCAGCUCUACUCCUGCUCCACCACCUCCCCCUCCUCCACCUCCUCCUCCCCCACCAGGACCUCCGCCUCCAGAGCUGGACAGUGUCGGAGGAGGCGGAGACUCUCCUCAUUCGCCGAGUCCUGGCGGGAAGUCCGCACUGCUGGAGCAAAUCAGAGGAGGAACACAACUGAAAAAGGUGGAGCAGAACAACCGACCGCCAGCCUCCAGCACGGGACGAGACGCUCUGUUGGACCAGAUCCGACAGGGGAUCCAGCUCAAGACAGUGUCAGAUCAUCCAGAGUCCAGUCCUCCAACGCCGGCUCCGGCUGCAGGCAUCGUUGGCGCUCUCAUGGAAGUGAUGCAGAAGAGGAGCAAAGCCAUUCAUUCCUCAGAUGAGGAUGAAGACGACGAUGACGAAGAGGACUUUGAGGAUGACGACGAAUGGGAAGACUAGUGAAGACCCCUCCUCCCCUCUACCACUUACACUAAAAUAUCUCUUAAAAAUCUUCCAGAAUCUGACUAAAAUUGUAAUGUAAAUGUUGUAUGAACUUGGUGCAUAUUUAUUUUUGCCUUUUUGUUUUUUUAUGAUGAUUAUAAUUAAUCUGUGCAAUACCUCAUCCGUUAAAUCUGUUUGUUGCACACCCUCGUCAUCCUCCUCCCCCGGAACGUCCUGUCACUAGAAAGCACUUAACCCGUCAUUACCUAUAAUAAAUAAUAGAGAAUAUUCAAGAGGAACCUGGGAGAUAAUUUUAUGUGUUAAUUUCUUCAUGUUUUCAUUCCUCAUCAUUGAAAAGGGAGAUGUUAUUUGACCAAACAGGCAGAAUCCUCAGCUUAAAUGUGACAUUAUUUUCUGCACCUGCUUUUUUUUUUUUUUUUUUUUCUUAUUCUUGAGUUUUCUUAUAAAAUCGUAGUCUAGUCGUGUUAUUGAUUUCAUAAAGACUUCUGUCGACCAAAAUGCAGAGGCUCAGCUGCCUCGUCUUCUACUUUUAUUUUUCUGUAUGUUUAUUUGCACAGUUUCUACAAUAGUUUUGUGGGGGGUUUUGUUUUGUUUUUUGGGGGGGGCUGUGUGUGUUUGUGAGAAGAACUUGUUUCAGGCAGAUUUCAGCAGUGACGGAUAUCUUAAAAGCUGAAAGUUGUGCAGUAUCGCGAACAAACAUGACUGACAUUUCUUUCCUAAAACAUUAAUUCACUAUGGCAGGUGUGAAACGACGGGGGUUUUGUUCUUGUCUGGUCGGUUGCUUUUGUUGUGACAUCAAUUUCGUUCCUGCUGCACUCCGGUCAGUAUUUCAAACAGUAUCACAUAAUGAAUAAUAUAUUGCAAAAUAUAGAAAAAUAAUGUUUAAUACUCUUCUCCCGUCCUUCAGUUAACAAACUGUAAUGUUAUGCAAUGCGACUGUAAAUGCCUCCAUGUGGAGAAAACUGAAAAAA
Molecule: messenger RNA, 2983 nt
Organism: Sphaeramia orbicularis (orbiculate cardinalfish)
Lineage: Eukaryota; Metazoa; Chordata; Actinopteri; Kurtiformes; Apogonidae
Gene: wasla
Product: WASP like actin nucleation promoting factor a
Exons: 11
Coding region: 360-2009 (549 amino acids)
Biological process (GO): actin filament organization
Molecular function (GO): actin binding
Source: RefSeq, a predicted model, not a curated record